This is a messenger RNA of Candidula unifasciata, 1725 nucleotides long. Lineage: Eukaryota; Metazoa; Mollusca; Gastropoda; Stylommatophora; Geomitridae. The record is from the annotation of a GenBank genome assembly.
AUGGAGGACUUCUUGAAUCAUCAGAUAAGUGAAGUCAGUAGACAACAUCAGGCACUGGAGAAUGAAUGUAGACUUCUGAGAGAGCUUUUGAAGCCCUGUUAUGCUGAACAACAAGUUGACGAACUGCUGCGAAAGGCUGAGAAGGCUCGUCACUUGAAGUCAAAGGCAAAGCCUGAUGUAGAUGGAGCAUUAAGACUGGAGACAUGUUUAAUCAAGAAUGCUGAUAACAAGAACUGUACCCCUCAGACUUCUAGCUGUCUGUUGAAUGACUCUCCAGUAGAAAAUAAAGAUUUAGACAUAAAGAACAACACAUGUACGACUGUUCCUUCUCAUGUGCCUUCGCCACAAAUAGAAAGUUUAUCAAAACGGUCUAGUGAAACUCAACGAUCACAGUCAGCAAAAAACAAGCCACAAAAAAGUGUUACUGCAAAAAACAAUUCAGCAGCCAUGGAAAAAAACAAAGAGUCAAAGCAGGAAAACCGUCCUCAUUCACAUAAACCUUCUAGCAGCAGACCCCGUCAUAUACCAGCACACAUGUUAGCCCCUUUCAAAACCAACAACAGUUAUAGUCUUCCAAAACGUAAGAACAGUUAUUUAUCAGAGUACAGCAGCUCUACAAGAGCUGCUAAAACAUCUCUCUCUGCGGCCACCAAAGCAUACAAAAUCCUUCCAGAAAUUGCCACUAGAGAUUCCAAGAAAGUAACGCAACCAUCUGACACAUGUGAAUACCCAGCCACUAAAAACAGUUACCCUAAAAGCAGCUGUGUUAGGGAACCUUCUUCGACAUCACUUUGUAAUAAUAAUAAUACAAGUUCUGUCGAAGAAGACAGGCCUACCCAUUACCCAGAUUCAAAUGUGUCAGCAGCAGAUACUAAACUUAAUGAGUCUUCAGCUUUGGAUUUGAAAGCUUCAGUUGACAGAACUUCUGAACAUUCAAGUAUUUGUACAAAGUCUACAGAAAGGGACCAGUCCUCUCAGAGUGUUAAUGAAGCACAAACAAGUUUACCAGAAAAUGAGCUACAACAGUUUACCUUACAAAAGAAUGGUUCUAGUAUGAAACUUCCACACAGGUUAAUGAAGUUAGUUAAUGCGAACAGAUCUCUCAAAGAGAAACUUGCUUCUACAAAACUGGCAAAGAAGACAUCAACAGUUCUUGCUGCUCAACAGUUUAUAGAAACACUCUGUGCUGAGGAUGACGUAAGCCCUGAGCUUAGAACCCGUGUUUCUGCCCUUACCUGUCUGAGGUCUCAUCACAUGCUGAUGGACACACUCCAGGAUCUUCAUCUGUGUCUUUUGUCAGAAAAUUCUUCAACAGAUGUUCUCUACCGAGCAAAAAGAAUCUUAGAAUAUGUGCUGGCAGCUUUUGCAGAGCUGCAGGAAAGAGCCAAUUACCUUUCACGAGUAAAAUACAGAGAUGUUGCACCAGUCGCAGACAUAAGCAGACAAUGUGUGGAACAAGACAUGAAAUUUUGGUUGGACACUGGUCAAAAAAGAGAUUUCCAAUAUGGCUGCUGGGAGCAUUUACAAACCAGCAGACGUUGGAGUCACUUGAAGUUUACAGAAAAAUAUUUGCAGCUGAACAUCUCCCUCGUCAAAUCAGCGCUGGCCGAGUGGUGGCAUGUUUUGUUAGAGAACAGAGACCUCAGUGUGUUCCAGGGAGUGUAUGCCCUCUUGACAAGCCAUGGCCAGUUUUUACCAGCCCUUGUUGAGAACCCAGUGACAUAA